Juglans regia (Persian walnut) is the source of this 1401-nucleotide messenger RNA. Its product is annotated as vinorine synthase-like. The transcript has a single exon. The coding region runs from base 1 to 1401 and encodes 466 amino acids. NCBI's taxonomy places the organism in Eukaryota, Viridiplantae, Streptophyta, Magnoliopsida, Fagales, Juglandaceae. The record is from RefSeq and is a predicted model, not a curated record.
AUGGAAGUUGAGAUAAUCUCCAAGGAGAAAGUCAAGCCAUCAUCUCCAACACCAUAUCACCGAAGAUACUUCAAGCUCUCAUUCUUAGACCAAUUUGCACCGCCCUUUUAUACAUCGACUAUUUUUUUCUACCAUUCUAAUUAUCCAGGCCAGAAGUACUUCAAUCCGUUAGAAAGAUCUUCUUGGCUCAAAAAGUCUCUAGCUGAAACCUUAACUCGCUUUUAUCCCUUGGCUGGAAAACUUAACUUUGAAGAUGUCUCCGUUGAUUGUAACGAUGAGGGCGUCAACUAUAUUCAAGCACGAGUCGCAUGCAAGCUAUCGCAAGUGGUAGAUAAAGCUGAUGGGAAGGCAUUGCUCCCAUUGCUCCCAUUUGACGCCCACAAGGAUUGCACAGGGCCCGGAGAGACAGUUCUCCUAGCAAUCCAAUACAGUAUCUUUGAAUGCGGUGGAGUUGCAAUCGGCGUGAUCGAUUCACACAAGAUCGCCGACGGAACAUCACUUGCUACACUGAUUAAUGCAUGGGCCAGCACGUCCCGAGGAGCUAGUCAUGAAGUUACAAAUCCCAGUUUUGAUGCAAGCAUCCAUUUUCCUCGGACAGUUUUGCCGGAGUGGUUCAGUAUGGUGCCACCGAUGGAAAAAGAAAGGUUGUCGUCCAAAAGAUUUGUAUUCAAAAAAUCCAGCAUUGAUGCUCUAAGAAAAGAAGCCUCCGUCGCGUUUGGUGCAGACGAUAGGGGUCCGUCACGGGUGGAGGCUGUUUCAGCAUUCAUAUGGUGGCGUUUGAUGACGAUAGCUCGGUCGAAACCAGGAGGCAAAGCAAAGCAAUAUGCAGUACGUCACGCCGUGAACUUGCGCCAAAGGAUGGUUCCACGACUUUCGGAGCACUCCUUUGGGAAUGUUUGGAAUCUUGCGAUCACAGCAGUACCGCCGACGGAUGUUGAGAAAGAUUAUCCUUCUUUGACGAGACAGAUCAGGAAUUCUUUCAGCCAAGUCAGUGAGGAAUACGUGAAGCAUCUACAAGACGCAGAUGCAUUCUUGGAGACCACGAAAAUGGAAUUCAUGGAGAUGUUGAAGUUUGAGACAGAAUUCUGCAACUUCACCAGUUGGUGCAGCUUUCCGGUCUACGAUAUAGAUUUUGGGUGGGGGAAGCCGACUUGGGUGGCUUGUCCGACAAGGCCCUAUAAGAAUGUGAUUCUGAUUAUGAGAAGCAGAGAUGGUGAAGGAAUUGAAACGUGGGUAAACCUUGAGGAGGAAGACAUGGCCAUGUUUGAACGUGACCCGAAGUUGCUCCAAUUUAUUGUGUCAUCAGGAGCUAGAGAUCAACGUCGAACUAUCUUCUCUUGUCUGAAAAGCUAUAUUUGUAACUCGGCGUGGAAGAAUUUUAUUUAUGUCUCAAGAUGUUGA